AACCCAACUACAAAAACCCACUUCUCACCCCAACCAAGCACUAGACCAUCGAUCACUCUCUUGCCUUGCCUCAUUCUAUUUUUCUUUCUGGCAUUUCCACAAACAAUUUCCCAAAAAGAAAAUCGUUUCUUUUCACUAACAUGGCCAGACCACAACAGCGUUAUCGAGGCGUCCGACAAAGGCAUUGGGGCUCUUGGGUAUCCGAAAUUCGCCACCCUCUAUUGAAGACUAGAAUUUGGCUAGGCACAUUCGAAACGGCUGAAGAUGCUGCUCGAGCCUAUGAUGAAGCUGCGAGGCUUAUGUGCGGACCAAGGGCUAGGACCAAUUUCCCUUAUAACCCCAAUGCAUCACAAUCAUCGCCAUCAAAACUUCUCUCGGCAACUUUGACAGCUAAAUUGCAUAGGUGCUAUAUGGCCUCGCUGCAAAUGACCAAACAAGCAUCACUUAUUGAACAACAAAAAGCACCAACUUCACACGCUUACUCCACCACGUCCACCACCACCACCACCACCACCACUAAUGGCGUUGCUAUAAAAAGUGAGGAAUUGGGUACCCGGUUGCCGGAGAAAUGUCCAUUGCAAGUUCAAGAAACAGAGGCGAACUGGGUUGUCAGGAAAGUUCAGGUUGACAGCAUCCAGCAGCAGUUUAAAACUCUUGAAGACCAUCACAUAGAGCAAAUGAUCGAGGAGUUGCUUGAUUAUGGGUCUCUUGAGCUAUGCUCUACUGUGCCAUUUCAGUCUAUGUAAUGUGCAAUCCACAAGUGUCACAAAAACACCAUCCUUAGUCUAGUAAUCAUUUGCACUGCCACUCUUUCAUUUGCUAAUUUAACCCCAAUUUUUAUCACCUUUCCAUCGCUUCUUCAGGUGUUUUAGUGUUUUAGAGUUUAGACCCCACUCUUGUCUGGUCCUUAGAAGUAUCCCCUUAAGUGACUCAUUUGAUGAUGAUUAAUGUACAGUAGAGAAUUUCAUGAAUAUAUAUCAUGUUGCCC
Molecule: messenger RNA, 988 nt
Organism: Manihot esculenta (cassava)
Lineage: Eukaryota; Viridiplantae; Streptophyta; Magnoliopsida; Malpighiales; Euphorbiaceae
Product: ethylene-responsive transcription factor ERF003
Exons: 2
Coding region: 141-746 (201 amino acids)
Biological process (GO): regulation of DNA-templated transcription
Molecular function (GO): DNA-binding transcription factor activity; DNA binding
Source: RefSeq, a predicted model, not a curated record